Molecule: messenger RNA, 930 nt
Organism: Thyridium curvatum
Lineage: Eukaryota; Fungi; Ascomycota; Sordariomycetes; Thyridiales; Thyridiaceae
Exons: 4
Coding region: 1-930 (309 amino acids)
Biological process (GO): endoplasmic reticulum to Golgi vesicle-mediated transport; intracellular protein transport; vesicle fusion
Cellular component (GO): SNARE complex; Golgi membrane; endomembrane system
Molecular function (GO): SNAP receptor activity; SNARE binding
Source: RefSeq, a predicted model, not a curated record
AUGGCCGUCGCAUCCGUACAAGACCGGACCGCCGAGUUCAAGUCGGUCCUCGCCCAGGCCCAGCGCAGGCAGGCGCAGUCCAAAGUCGGCGCCCAGCGCCGCUCCCUCCUGACCGACGCGCAAAAGGCCGAGGCGAAUGGCGACCGCAAGCCCACGAGGUCCGAGUUCGCCCGCAAGGCCGCCGAGAUUGGUCGCGGCAUCUCCGCGACCAUGGGCAAGCUGGAGAAGCUGGCACAAUUGGCGAAGCGAAAGACGCUCUUCGACGACAGGCCCGUCGAGAUCAACGAGCUCACCUUCAUCAUCAAGCAAGACCUCUCCUCCCUGAACCAGCAGAUCUCCGCCCUGCAGGCCCUCUCGCGGCAGCAGCACCCCAAGGCCGACCAGGAGGGCGAGCACAACAAGAACGUCGUCUUCCUGCUGCAGGGCAAGCUGUCCGACGUCUCGGCCAACUUCAAGGACGUCCUCGAGGUGCGCACCAAGAACAUCCAGGCCUCGCGCUCCCGCACCGAGAACUUCAUCUCCUCCGUCUCCCAGGGCGUCAACCCGGCCCUGCAGCAGUCGGCCUCGCCCCUCUACGGCACCCCGAACCGCGGCACCCCGUCGCCCGGCGCGGACCUGCUGUCCCUCAACCCCGUCGGCGACCAGCAGCUGCUGCAGAUGGAGGAGGCGCAGCCCCAGAACCAGUACAUCCAGCAGCGGGGGGAGGCCAUCGAGGCCAUCGAGAAGACCAUCAACGAGCUCGGCAGCAUCUUUGGCCAGCUGGCGCAGAUGGUGUCGGAGCAGACCGAGGUCAUUGAGAGGAUCGACGCCAACACCGAGGAUGUCGUCGACAACGUCACUGGCGCCCAGAGGGAAUUGCUCAAGUACUGGGGACGGAUGUUUGGCGUCCUCAUGAUUUUCUUCCUGUUAUGGGUCCUGAUCGCAGGUUAA